CCCAGUCCAGCCAAAGCCUAAUCCAAGUGUCCAGCUAUUCCACUAAUCCACUGCGGUCUCCUGAAGUUCUUAUGAGAAGAUUGAAGAACGGAGGUCGAAGAAGAGCCUGGCAGCCUGUCGAAACGACGAAGACUGAAGACGCUGUGAACUGCGAACACCAGCCGACCUGCAUCCACCAGCCGCGACGCCGGACGCCGUCGCUCACUCGGCCGUCCUUUCUCUCCGGCUAUCCGCUCUGCCUGUAGCUCCUGAGCUCCGGCCUCUAGGUGACCAGUUUUCGAUACUCGUAGCAGUUGGGCGCGAAAUAAAGGCAUGCACCAGAGGACAUCGACGGCUAGUCGGCGUCCGUCCGGAACCGAUGGCUCCGACUACUCAUUCCGAAUGGUGGUAGACUCAAGGUACCAAAAAGUAGCUAAAGGAAAAUCUCAACUUUCGAAGAUAAUACUCAUUCAGGCAGUUGUUCAUUUGAUAAUAUCAGCACUCUCAUUUUUUGUAGCAGUGAAGACUCAGACAUUUGAAAGAUGUGCUUUCUGCUCUGCUGCAAUAGGCUUCGUCUCUCUUAUUUUUGGAGAAUUAGGUCGAAAGCGUAGCAGAUCAAACUUUUUAAAGUUGUAUGUGUUCGGAUCAUCCAUAGCUGUGCUAAUUCCUGCUACAUGUUUUGCCAUGAGCCAGAAUCCUUUAGAGGUUCUUCAAAACUUCAAUAGCUUGCUGCCACCAAAUAUUGAAGUCCUGAAGAUUGGUGCUAUUAUACUUGGAUUUUUGGUACAGAUAUUCUCAGUUGCUACAACCGUGCGUCUAAUUGGUAAUAUGGCUCUUCCUAAGAGAGCUUCUUGAUGGAUGGACGAACUAAGAAUAGUUGAACAUUGAUCAAUUGAGGCACCUUAUCAUAGUUUACCUGGAAGCAGGUAUUCCUCAAACACAGAACGGAUGAGAAUAUACAAGAAAGGCAUCUGAUUUUCACCGAGUUGCAACUUAUAAUCCACAUAAUUAAUUUUGUAGUGUUGCGUGAAAGUGAACGAUACGGCUUUUAUCCAUCUUACAUUGCUGUUUCACUGUUUGUCCUUUUAUAUGACUUGUAUUCUGUAUGUGCAAGAUUUGACCCCUCUUCUUGCAUAUUCGCUACAUUUCCAGAGCGUUACACAUAUUGGUUGGCCGAUCCCAAGAUCAAAUUAGAACAAUAAUUUUUUCUCCACAUUGUUUGUUGAGAAAAGAAUAAAUUUCAUUUUUGGUGUCAC
Cuscuta epithymum is the source of this 1235-nucleotide messenger RNA. Lineage: Eukaryota; Viridiplantae; Streptophyta; Magnoliopsida; Solanales; Convolvulaceae. The record is from the annotation of a GenBank genome assembly.